AUGGACGACUCCGAACGCCGAACCGUAAAGCGUUCGCGCUUCGACCAGACCGAACCCGAACCCAAGCGAGCCUCGCGCUUCGAUCGACGCUCCCGCUCUCCGCCAGCCCGGCGCUCUGAACACGGCAGAGACCGCAGCCCUCUCGCUCAGGAUGGCGCCCCUGAGCCCAAGAAGUCCCCAGCCGACGCUGCUGCUGCGGCGGCCGCUGCUGCAGCCAAAAUCAAUGCGCAACUCCAGGCCCGCAAGGGAAUCCAACACGUCGAUGUUCCCCCGAUCAGAAACGCGAGCCCGCCGCCCACCAGACCUGCGCCGUCGUCCAAUAACUCGUCCCACCCACCCCCGGUGCUCGACGGCGAAAUGUAUGUUGCGGAUGGCGACUACAUCCAGGACAUCGAGGUCAAUGACCUGCGGAACCGCUACCUGUUGACCAAGGGGUCGACCCAGAAAAUGAUUAAAGAAGACACCGGUGCUGAUGUCACGACUCGUGGCAAUUACUAUCCCAACAAGAGCAUGGCAACGGCAGCUAACCCUCCGCUGUACUUGCAUGUGACAAGCACCUCCAAGCAAGGUCUUGAGACUGCCGUCGCCAAGAUUCAGGAACUGAUUCAACAGGAACUCCCCCAGCUGGUGGACGAGCGACGAUUCCGACGCCGAGAUCAAGAACAAGUCGAGCGAGACGAGUUUGGACGACGCAAAUGGCCCGAGGAGAAGAUCCCCAUCACCCUGGAGCCCGUCCAUGGAUUCAACCUGCGCGCCCAGGUUGUGGGACACGGUGGUGCCUAUGUCAAGCACAUUCAGCAGGAGACGGGCUGCCGCGUGCAGAUCAAGGGCCGCGGAUCCGGCUACCUCGAAGCAGCGACGAACCGGGAAAGUGAUGAGGAUAUGUUCCUCCACGUCACUGGUCCUGAUGCCAACAUGGUCGAGAAGGCCAAGGAGCUCUGCGAAGACUUGAUUGCGAACGUCACGGAGCAGUACGAGGAGUUCAAGAGCCGUCCGCCUCGCUACGGUGGCGACCGCGGUGGCUAUGGCGACCGAGGUAGCUAUGGCGGCGAUCGUGGCGGCGGCUACGGUGGUGAUCGCGGUGGUUACGGAGAUCGCGACCGCGACCGUGGCAACUCGCACUCUCACGGAGGCCAUGGCGGCUCGUACGGUGGUGGCGGCUAUGGUGGUUACGGCUCGGGAUCGGGUGCAACUAACAGCCCAGCGCCCGGCGUCAACAGCCCCAGUACUGCCACGGCAGACUAUGCCGCCCAGUAUGCCCAGUAUACUCAAGCCUACGGCGGUGCGGAUCCAUAUGCUGCCUAUGGUGGCUACGCCAACUACGUCGCCAUGUACCAGCAGUACUAUGGAGCUCAGGCCCAGGCCCAGGCUCAACCUGCAGCCCCUGGUCAAUCGGGCUCACCGCCUCCUCCUCCCCCGAGUGAAGCAGCUCCUCCACCUCCGCCGCCGCCCAGUGCGGCCCCCCCGCCUCCUCCACCCUCGGGCUCGCCCCCUACCGGUGCCAGCUACGGCGCGGUACAAUCACGACAUGGGAAGAUGAGCCACCAACGCUAUCCCUCCCACGAUCCUGUCAAGGAGCCACAUUCCGUCUCCCUCAAGGUCCUCCGACUCUCACGCCCAUCGCUCGUUACCCAAUAUCCGAUCGAUCCUCCCCAGUCCGUCGGCGCGACGAUUAAACCAAGCCCUGCGCCAGCAUCGCUCGCCUAUCACUCCAAGGCCGACACCAACCCGUCACCAUUCCUCCUCAGCCCCAUCGUCAACCUUCCCGUGUCGUUCGGGUCCGCAUAUGUGGGCGAGACGUUUAGCUGCACCCUAUGCGCAAACAAUGACCUCCCUCCGGAGGCAACCAAGAAUAUCCGUGAUGUGCGCAUUGAAGCCGAGAUGAAGACGCCUGGGCUGGGCGCCGUCCAACGCCUGGAACUCGGCCCACCAGGGGCUGGUGGAGCAUCCGAUGCGGACCUAGACUCAGGUGGCACCCUGCAGAAGGUGGUGGCAUUUGAUCUUAAGGAGGAGGGAAACCACGUCCUGGCCGUGACAGUGAGCUACUACGAGGCUACGGAGACGAGCGGCCGGACGAGGACAUUCCGCAAGCUGUACCAGUUUAUAUGCAAGGCAUCCCUCAUCGUGCGGACCAAAGUGGGGGCCAUCAAGACCGACACGCAAGGAAAACGGCGGUGGGUUCUUGAGGCCCAACUGGAAAACUGCAGCGAGGACGUGGUGCAGCUCGAGAAGGUGGUGCUGGACGUAGAGGACGGUCUCAACUACCGAGACUGUAAUUGGGAGGCGAGCGGAAGUGCGAAGCCCGUCCUACACCCAGGGGAGGUAGAACAGGUGUGCUUCGUCCUAGAGGACAAAGCCGACGAGCCGACCGUGGAAGUGACACUAGAUGGCCGGAUCAUCUUUGGGUCACUGGGGAUUGGAUGGAGGGGGGACAUGGGGAAUAGGGGCUUUCUGUCAACUGGCAAGCUGGGGACGAGGGUGCCGCGCUGA
Messenger RNA from Ilyonectria robusta, 2490 nucleotides. RefSeq lists its product as uncharacterized. The record is from RefSeq and is a predicted model, not a curated record. The transcript has 10 exons. Gene Ontology annotation, cellular component: nucleus. Gene Ontology annotation, molecular function: RNA binding. The coding region runs from base 1 to 2490 and encodes 829 amino acids. NCBI's taxonomy places the organism in Eukaryota, Fungi, Ascomycota, Sordariomycetes, Hypocreales, Nectriaceae.